Solenopsis invicta (red fire ant) is the source of this 6160-nucleotide messenger RNA. It is a transcript of the gene Bre1, whose product is annotated as E3 ubiquitin-protein ligase Bre1. Gene Ontology annotation, cellular component: nucleus; HULC complex. The transcript has 16 exons. The coding region runs from base 246 to 3140 and encodes 964 amino acids. NCBI's taxonomy places the organism in Eukaryota, Metazoa, Arthropoda, Insecta, Hymenoptera, Formicidae. The record is from RefSeq and is a predicted model, not a curated record. Gene Ontology annotation, molecular function: metal ion binding; ubiquitin protein ligase activity.
ACCGGUUGAACGUAUAUAUAACGUAUACAACCGACUCCAACCGACUGUCGCUGCUCUCGCCCACCAUAAGCUCCAAUAAGCUUGCCCAAGAUGCAGAUACGCGACGACUGUUCUGGCACACCGCGUCGAAGAAUGACCUAGCAACGAAGUCAAGAAAAGCGAGGGACGCAUCAUCGCGGAAGGUAGAGGAUAGCACAGAGGCAGCUUAAUCAUCCCCGUACCAAGACACAGCACUGUACACAAAGAUGUCGAAACGACCAGCAGACAGCGGGGACUCCAGUUCCCAACCACCUAUAAAGAAAGUGCAAUUUGAGCCAAUCCUAAUCGGACCCAUAUCUACUCUGGAGGAAAUGGACAUGAAAGUUUUACAGUUCCAGAAUAAGAAAUUAGCACAGAGAUUGGAACAGAGGCAUAGAAUGGAAGCAGAAUUGAGACAACGUAUUGAACAAUUAGAAAAACGUCAAAUGCAAGACGAUGCAGUACUUAAUGUAGUUAAUCGAUAUUGGAAUCAACUCAAUGAAGACAUACGUGUACUGCUGCAAAGAUUUGAUGCUGAAACUGCUGAUGAAUCAGAAAAUAAGAAUGAGAGUGAAGCCACAACGUCGUUUCUUAUGCAAUUAUCUUCCUGGGAUAAAGAAGAAUUAGAUGACAAAUUAGCAAAUCGUGUACAAGUGUCAAAACGAGCUGUGUCUAAAGUUGUACAAGCGUUCGAUCGUUUAUCUCAAAGAAAUGAAAAGAUCACUCUUGCGCUUAAAGGAGAAUUUGACGGUGAAGAGGCGCCAAAUAUUGACGAAGUUGUUCGGCGUGCCAAUGCAGAAAUACAAAUGGAAAAUAGAAAUCUACAGGCGAUAAAUAUACAAUUGCAUGAAAAAUAUCACACUAUCUCAUUAAAGAUGUCAGAAUUGCAAGAUACAAUAACAGGCAAAGAUACGCUUGCGGCAGAAUUGCGAAAUCAGGUUGACGAUCUCCAGUACGAAUUGAACAAAGUGCGUGCAAGAAACGAUAAACUGGAACAUCAUCUCGGAGAAGCAAUCGAAAAAUUAAAAGCUUUUCAACAAAUUCAUGGCUCAGAUGAGAAAGGCAGUAAUAAACCGACUACUAUAGUUGCAUCUAGCGUUUCUCAGACUAAGCUUGACGAUUUGCAAAGAGAACUUGAAGAAACGCGUGAAUUGGCUAACAAUAGACUGCAAGAAUUAGACAAACUGCAUCAACAACACCGCGACACCUUAAAAGAAGUAGAAAAAUUGAAAAUGGACAUAAGACAGCUUCCCGAAUCAGUAAUUGUGGAAACAACAGAAUAUAAGUGUUUACAAUCGCAAUUUUCCGUACUGUAUAACGAGUCUAUGCAGUUAAAAACACAAUUAGAUGAUGCUCGCCAACAAUUGCAAUCGAGCAAAAAUGCACAUUUGCGUCAUAUUGAGAUGAUGGAGAGUGAGGAGUUAAUGGCUCAAAAAAAGUUGCGCGGAGAAUGUAUACAGCUCGAAGACGUUUUAGCACAAUUACGCAAGGAAUACGAGAUGCUUCGUAUUGAAUUUGAACAGAAUUUAGCAGCUAAUGAACAGACGGGUCCGAUCAAUCGAGAAAUGCGGCAUCUAAUUACUUCUCUUCAGAAUCAUAAUCAACAAUUAAAAGGAGAAGUGCAUCGUUACAAACGAAAAUACAAGGAAACAACUACUGAAAUACCUCGAUUAAAAAAGGAAGUAGAAGAGUUGACAACCAAGUUGGGCCAACAAACGGCGCAAGAAAAUAAAGAAGGAAAUAAUUCAGAUGGUAGCGGGAAAGAAGAAGAUGCCUCAAAUUCGUUACCAGGUUCUACACAGAUAAAAGAGGAAAGUGGUGUUGCGAUAAAAAGGGAAUCUGGUGCUGAUGAAGAGGUAGAAACUAUUGAGGUUGGAGAAGGAGAAGGCAAUAAAAACACGCCAGAUUCGCUAACGUUAACUUCGCCGACUCUAAAAAAGGAAAAGGAUAUAAAACGUGAGAAAGAUAUUAAGAAAGAAUCUGUGAAAACUGAACAUCGAGAUCCUGCACAUCGCACUAAAGAUGCGAAGAUGGCAGAAUCAGAGCUCGUGAGGGAUUUGAAGGCACAACUCAAAAAAGCCGUAAAUGAGAUGAAAGAAAUGAAGCUUUUAUUAGACAUGUACAAAGGUGUUGGAAAAGAGCAACGGGACAAGGUACAAUUAAUGGCUGCAGAGCGUAAAACGAGAGCAGAAUUAGAGGACUUACGACAGCAAGUAAAAAAGAUUCAGGAAAGUAAACGCGAAGAACGUAAAAAAUUAGCUGAUGAAGAUGCGCAAAUAAAGAUUAAGAAACUAGAAGAGCAAGCGUACACAUUGCAACGUCAGGUCGCUUGUCAAAAACAGAAUUGUAUUUGGUUGCAGGAAGAGGAGGCACUUCUGAAUGAAAUGGAAGUGACCGGGCAAGCAUUUGAGGACAUGCAGGAGCAAAAUUCUAGACUAAUACAGCAAUUGCGCGAGAAAGACGAUGCGAAUUUCAAGCUUAUGACUGAGAGAAUUAAAAGUAAUCAAUUGCAUAAGCUUGCGAGGGAAGAGAAGGACGUGUUGAAGGAGCAAGUAUCCACAUUAACAACGCAAGUUGAAGCAGCCAACGUAGUUGUACGAAAAUUGGAAGAGAAGGAGCGUCUUUUACAAAACUCUCUUGCCACGGUGGAGAAAGAAUUGGCGUUGAGACAGCAGGCAAUGGAGAUGCACAAGCGGAAAGCGAUAGAAAGCGCACAAUCUGCGGCUGAUCUCAAACUUCAUCUCGAGAAGUAUCAUUCCCAAAUGAAGGAAGCGCAACAAGUCGUAGCCGAGAAAACAAGUUCCUUGGAAGCUGAAGCAUAUAAAACUAAAAGAUUACAGGAGGAGAUAGCACAACUCAGGCGCAAGGUCGAACGUAUGAAGAAAAUCGAGCUCGCUGAAACCUUGGAUGAAGUUAUGGCGGAAGAGUUGCGGGAAUACAAGGAAACUCUAACAUGUCCGUCGUGUAAAGUGAAACGCAAAGAUGCCGUACUCACCAAAUGCUUCCACGUAUUUUGUUGGGACUGUUUGCGCACACGUUAUGAAACACGGCAGAGGAAAUGUCCCAAGUGUAACUGCGCUUUCGGCGCCAACGACUAUCAUCGACUAUACCUAUCUACAUGAAGAAGAAGGUGCUGACUCGUUGGUAAUAUGGCGUGGGAGUACAAAGAAAUUCUAACGUGUUCUGCUGGAAUUGUCUGCACAUACGUUUCGAAACGUGACAGCAGAAAUGUCCUAAGUAUAACUGCUCUUUCGGUGCCGAUUAACUUAUCUACCGACUGUACCUAUCCAUAUGAAGAAGAAGGUGCUGACUCGUUGGAAAAUACGCCGUGGUAUAGAGUAAUGUUUUGUAAUAUGUUACGUGAGCAUUUCUCUUUUCCUUUUUUUAUAUCUUUUAUUUAUUAUUCUUUUUGUGGAACGACGAUAUGCAAUAUGUGACUAUUCCUGAAUACGAUAAUGAAUCACGAAUUUUGCUAAGUUCUUAUUAAGAUUGUAGAUACAUAAAGGAAGAAUAACAUAAGUUAUAAAAUUUGAGUCGCAGUCAAGAAUUUAAAAACUACACUGAUUUAUUUAUUACUUAAUUCUACUACUUAUGUUUUUCAUGCAUUAUGGACUAUAGACAGUACGUUCCAUUUGCCGCUCAUAACGCUUAUGAAUAUCAUUUAUCCUUGUUUAUAAUAUUUGAUAACAAGAAUAAAAUGACUCUAAGAGUGUUGCGAGUUUCAAAUGAAACACAUCCAAUUAACAAAAAGAAUAAAUAGAUAGGCAGAAUGAGAGAGAAAAUGAUAAAUGUGUAGAUCUGGUCUUUUCAACUAAAAACUAUACUUAAUUCAUCUGUUUUCUUUUUCUCUCUAUAUUGAAGAGAAAAAAAGAACAGUUACAAGAAGUCUAGCUGAAAAGAACAGACCAAGUGAAUGAAUGAGUGAGCAAAUGAACAUGGAACGAACAUGAACGAGAAAAAUAAAAAAAAGCGGGCAUGAGAACAAAGAGACAACUGAAAUACAUUUUUAGUUAAUCAGUACAGUUACAUGGGCAAGCUUUUAAUUUUAUUUACAAUAAGACGAUUUAUUUUUAAUUAGUCUUUGAUCUCUGUUUCUUUUUCAAAUAAGCUUGUGCGAAAUUAUCGUUAACAUCUAUACACAGUACAAUCGAUUGCCUAGAUCAAUGCCUUCCAAACAUUAUUAUUUUUUAAGCAACAAUUUCUCGUUUGAAAUAUCUUAUAAGAUAAAAUAAAAAUUAAUGAAGUCGAGUUUGUGAUGUUAAAGAUAAUCAUUAAUCUAUUGCAAAUAUUUUGAAAAUACUGAUCUAGAUCAAAGAUAAUAGUUAUAACUAUACCAAUUCAAAUUGAUUAGGUGAUAUAUUUAAUUUAUACAUUUAAUUAUUAUUUGAAAUUCAGAUGUAACUAUAAGGUUGCGAUUAAGUUAACGUUUUGAAGCAUUCUUUGAUUGAUCAAUUAGUAAAAUCCUUUGUUCUGAUUGAUUGAUCAAGCUUCAAAUUGACCUUAAAUCUGCUGGACGUGAUUACAAUUUAGUUGCCAAAUUUGGUAUGUUUGCUAGACAUUAAUCUGUUUAGGUCGUGUAAUUAAUUUUAUUCGAAUUUUUAUCACCAAGAAAAUUUAGAAGUUUCAGAGGAAUGAUUUAAUGAUUCUUCACUUCCGAAAGUAAAGUAAAUUUAUUAUUAUUAUUUUUUUUUUUUAGAGAGUUAGAGUUAGAAUCCUCGAAAUUGAUAAUUGGCAAUUCGUAUGAUAAUCACGCUUAUAGUUAUUUAUUUAAUUAAAAAGAUACAAUUUAGAGCAAGCACGGUUCAAAUUCGCUUUGUCUAUUGUUUAUAAUACGAGACAGGCAAACUGAUUAAUAACAGGAAUGUCCUGUACGAUAAUUACUCGACAUUAUUCAAUAAGAAACGAAUUUUUUGUGCUGAUCGUGAAUAUGUUCGUGAUGAUUUUCAUCGAAAUUGUUAAUUAUUUGAGGAAAUUAAAUAUAAGAAAGUGAAAAAAGAAUUGUAAAUGUUAAAUUGAACAUACUGUCUUAGGAUAUUCUAAAAAUAUGUAUUCAAGAACUUUAUGUAUGUAAGAAAUUGCUGUAUGAAGAUAUAUAAAACAAAGCGUCAAUAUUAGCAAAUGUUAUUUUAACAUUAAGAGGGAUACAUUACUAAAUUUAAAUAAUUUAUUCCAUUUACAAAUUAAAUUUGCACUCACUAAAUCGUUAAAUAUUUGAUACUAUCUUACUAACAUUUGUAUCAUAGUAUAAAUAAUUUUUGAAUAUUUUCGCAUGUAUGAAUGCUAAUUAUGAAUGCGAGCAUCCACGUAUAUGUAUUUGUAAAAAGAAAUGCGAGAGUAACUUAUUUCGAUAAAAAAAAAAAAUGUAUCAAUGUGCAAGAGCUGUGUUUCAAUAGGAUAACUUAUUUUGUGGAUCUUUAUUUCACUCGACUAUUCAGAUCUAUUUUUUCUUUUUUGAUAAAUUCUGAUUAAAAAUAUGUUGUAAUAAAUCUUUCCUUUUUAAUUUCUUUUUUUAUGUAGGAAAGUUUAUUUAAAUAUUUAGUAAUAUGAUAUAGAAAUGCGUUUACGAAAAAUUUGGUAUUGUCAAAAAUAUAUGUUCUUAUUUUUUUCUUUAUUAAUCAAGGAAAAAACGUUUUCUAAAUCUGUUAUAAAGAUUAAAUUUUUUAAUUUAUUAAAUUUAUUUCAAUUCUAAAUUUGCAAACUUGCCUUAUAUUUAUAUUUUUUAAAUUACUUUACAAUAUGUAUGUGAAGAAUAAAAAUCGACGAAAAACGUUCUAAGUAACUUUUUAUCAUUAUUCUUUGAGACAUUAUUCACUUUGAGACGCAUUUCUUACAUUUGUUCAUUAACAUAAAAAAUUUUUUUUUUAGAUAACCAAAUCAAUAUGAAAAAUAACACGAGAAAUAGUAUAUUAAUUUUUUUUUAUAUAUUAUAUAAUAAAUAUUAUUAAUUCUAGUAGCUUUGUAUUGUAAUUAUUGCAUAUUGUAAAAAAAUACUGGGUAAAAUCACAUGAACAAAUGUAAAAUUUAUACGAUUUAUAAUGAAAUUUUUAAAUGUAUCUAUAGAUUUUGUUAUUGUUCAUGGUGUUUUACAUAUCUUUUUAGUGUAUGUGAAGUAUAAAUAAAAUUGAAAAUCGAUUUGCAAUAA